AAGGUUGAGGAGGAUGACCUGGUGUUGACCCCGGAUGGUACCAGGGAGUUCCUGACCUUUGAGAUCCCUCUGAGUGACUCAGGGUCGGCAGGGUUAGGGGUCAGCGUCAAGGGCAACCGCUCCAAGGAGAACCACUCUGACCUGGGCAUCUUUGUCAAGUCCAUCAUCAACGGGGGAGCUGCCUGCAAGGUGAGUCUCAUCUUUCACCUUUCAUUAGAACUAAUGUAAAAAUUUGCCAAUUUUCAUGCUCAUAUAAGUUAUCAAUAAUAUGGUAUUCUUUGGAUAAUAUUGGACGAUAUUGCCACUCCUAUUUGCUAUAUCUUCAAUCUAAGCCUACUAGAAAGUGUGUGCCCACAGGCCUGGAGGGAAGCAAAAGGAAUUCCGCUACCCAAGAAUAGUAAAGCCCCCACCCAAGAAUAGUAAAGCCCCCUUUACUGGCUCAAAUAGCCGACCAAUCAGCAUGUUACCAACCCUUAGUAAACUUUUGAAAAAAUGUGCGUUUGACCAGAUACAAUGCUAUUUUACUGUAAACAAAUUGACAACAGACUUUCAGCACGCUUAUAGGGGAGGACAUUCAACAAGCACGGCACUUACGCAAAUUACUGAUGAUUGGCUGAGAGAAACUGAUGAUAAAAAGAUUGUGGGAGCUGUUUUGUUAGACUUGAGUACGGCUUUUGACAUUAUCGAUCAUAGUUUGCUGAUGGGAGAACAAAUGUGUUAUGGCUUUACACCCCCUGCUAUGUUGUGGAUAAAGAGUUACCUGUAACAGAACACAGAGGGUGUUCUUUAAUGGAAGCCUCUCCAACACAAUACAGGUAGAAUCAGUAAUUCCCCAGGGCAGCUGUCUAGGCCCCUUAUUUUUUCAAUCUUUACUAAUGACAUGCCACUGGCUUUGAGUAAAGCCAGUGGCAUGUCAUUAGUAAAGAUUGAAAAAAUGCGUAUGACUCAACAGCUACAGCGAGUGAAAUCACUGCAACAUUUAACAAAGAGCUGCAGUUAGUUUCAGAAUUGGUAGCAAGGAAUAAAUUAGUCCUAAAUAUUUCAAAAACUAAAAGCAUUGUAUUUGGGACAAAUCAUUACCUAAACCCUAAACCUCAACUAAAUCUUGUAAUAAAUAAUGUGGAAAUUGAGCAAGUUGAGGUGACUAAACUGCAUGGAGUAACCCUGGAUUGUAAACUGUCAUGGUCAAAACAUGUUGCUACAACAGUAGCUAAGAUUGGAAGAAUUCUGUCCAUAAUAAAGCGCUGCUGUGCCUUUUUAACAACACUAUCAACAAGGCAGGUCCUACAGGCCCUAGUUUUGUCGCACCUGGACUACUGUUCAGUCGUGUGGUCAGGUGCCACACAGAGGGAGCUCUGAAAAUUAAAAUUGGCUCAGAACAGGGCAGCAUGGCUGGCCCUUAAAUGUACAUGGAGAGCUAACAUUAAUAAUAUGCAUGGAAAUCUCUCAUGGCUCAAAGUGGAGGAGAGAUUUACUUCAUCACUACUUGUUUUUGUAAGAAGUGUUGACAUGCUGAAUGCACCGAGGUGUCUGUUUAAACUAAUAGCACACAGCUCGGACACCCAUGCAUACCCCACAAGACAUGCCACCAGAGGUCUCUUCACAAUCCCCAAGUCCAGAACAGACUAUGGGAGGCGCACAGUACAACGUAGAGCCAUGACUAAAUGGAGUUCUACUCCACAUCAGGUAACUGAUUCAAGCAGUAGAAUUAGAUUUUAAAAAAACAGAUAAAAAUACACCUUAUGGAACAGCGGGUACUGUGAAGAGACACACACACACAGGCACAUACACAUAAUAAGACACACACUCUAUACACAGGUACACAUGGAUUUUGUAUUGUAGAUAUGUGAUAGUAGAAUAGUAGCCUGAGGGAACACACUUAAUGUGUUGUAAAAAGUGUUAUGAAAUGUAAUGUCAUGUAAAAGUUUAAAUAGUAUAAAACUGCCUUAAUGUUGCUGGACCCCAGGAAGAGUAGCUGCUGCCUUGGGGAUCCUUAAUAAAUACAAAUACAAAUAUACCGGUCUAACCAGCCUCUUAGCAUCUUCUGUCUAGCAGUUCUGAUAGCUGCUCUUCAUUGCUUUUUCUGCUAUUCAUUAUUCCACUGCCAGUACAGUAGCCCGUUUCUGCUCUCUUGCCAAUUCCUUAUGGAAUUAAGUGACCUGGGCAUCACUCGUUGUUUGGUGUGACAAUAAGUGACAAGGAGUUGGCAAGAUAACACAAACCAGGCUAACGGUACAGUGCUAAUGCAUUGAACAGCCUGAUUGUGCGUGUUGACUGAUUCUCAUCCUACAUGUCAUAUCCUGUCUGAACAGGAUGGAAGGCUACGGGUCAACGACCAGCUGAUAGCGGUGAACGGGGAGUCGUUGCUAGGCAAGACCAACCAGGAAGCCAUGGAGACACUAAGGAAGUCCAUGUCGGUAGAGGGCAACAAGCGGGGGAUGAUUCAGCUGAUUGUGGCCAGGAGGGUCACUAAACGCAACGAGGUAGGCCUAACCAUCGCUUUAUUAAAGCUGUGGAGAUACCUAACACCAGCCAGGGGCGGGCUCAUAGAAAUGGCUGGAAUGGAAUGAAUGGAACAGUGUCAAACGCAUAAAAAACAUGCAUUCCUUUUAUUCCUUUCCAACCAUUACUAUGAGCCUUCCUCCGCUCACCAGCCUCCACUGACUAACACGCUUGUAUGCUGAAAUACUUUUCUAACCCACCGGGCGUCUAUGUGUGAUGUUAGGCUUGUUGGAGGCUUUGGAGGCAGCGUCUGAGAGCAUUGUGGCUCCAUUCUUCUUUCCUCAGUCACUGCCAUUGCUAAUGUAUUGUUUGUUUUUUCAAAUGUUCGAUUAUCAUAUUAAAGAUUCACAUUUUUUUAAAUGACUGCAUUCUGUUUUCUCUAUGCGUUUCUUCAGCAGAAAAAUGUGGUCAUUCUUACUAAAAUGUACAAUAUUCCUAAAUAAGGUUAAGGCCACCCAUCACACUGUCAUGAUACCUUUGACAUUUGUUUCAAGUUUGGUCUUUAUUUUUAUUUUUUAAAACACUUGAUAGUUGUUCAGUUACCAUUAACACGCACCCUCACACAUGUAGUCUUCGUCUCAUUCCAAAGCCAGUGACACAUUGCCUAUUCUGAACUAGAGAACUAUGUUAGGGAUAUGAUGAAAGAGCACCCAGUCAGGUGGUUCACAUCAGUUCACACGACAUGAGCUGCGUCCCAAAAUGGCACCCUAUUCGCUAUUUAGUGCAAUACUUUUAAACAGGACCGAUAGGGCUCUGGUCCAAAAAAGUGUACUAUGUAGGGCAGUGUUUCCCAAAUCCAGUCCUCCAGUACCCCCAACAGUACACAUUGUUGUUGUAGCCCUGGACAAGCACACCUGAUUCAACUUGCCAAAUAAUCAUCAAGCCCUCAAUGAGUUGAAUCAGGUGUUGUUCUCCGGGGUUACAACAACAAUGUGUGCGGGAGGAAUGGAGUAGUGAAUAGGGUGCCAUUUGGGAUGCAGCCAUGCUCUCCUCUUAGCCUCCAUGUCCCGAGGCAUGCUGGGGGAAUUAGUGACGGCUGGCCAACAAAGUUACACAUUACUUUUUUUUCAUUUAAAUGUUAACAUGUUGAUACACUCCAGACUCGCUCUCACUCUGUCUUUAUCUCUCUCUCCCUCCCUCUCUUUCUCUCUACCGCCAUCCCUCUCCACAUUUCAAUGUCAUGAUAUUGCUGCAUACUCCAGACUCUAUCCUGGCUUGAUCACUUAUCUAUUGGAGAGCUCUGUCUACUGGUUGUUGUAGUGUGUACUGUGUGCCUCCAGCCCUGCCUCUGCCUCUUGCUACAGUACAUGUCAGACCUGUGAUUUCCCAUGGUGCAGCUGUUAAUUGAAAGCAGAGCAGGGGCUAAGGGCUAAGCCAUGUGCUGCCGUCAGGUUGCAGGCUGUGCUGUGGAAAAGCCAAGGGUGAGAGGAGAGCAUAGAACACUGGCUUUGAAUGAGGUACACACACACACGGGAUGACUCAUCAAUAUCUGCAUCACGGAUACAGCUGUGGGGAUGGCUUAGACUAGAGCAUUAUCUUUCUAGGUAUCUGUAUAGAAGAAGAAUGAUACUUUAUUGAUCCAUUUUUCUUGCAGUCCACUGAAUAUGUGAUAUAUAUGAACCAUAGAAGAACUCUACCAAGGUCAUAGACAUUCAUGUGGCACAGCUUGAUGGACAGGUUGUACUCCUGUCUCCCAUCAACUCACACCAUCCUUCUCUUUCUGACUUAUCCUCCUAACUUUACCUCUAGGGUAGUAAUCAGUGGCAAACUAUUCUGUAUCUGAACCAAUAUUUCCUCAAUACUAAACCCCCACGCAGGGCUAUUCUAUUCAGACAGAUGCCCUAAUCACAAUUCCGACCCAAUUACGACCCUGCACCAGUUUAAUUAUAGGUUUGAAUAUGCAAUGAGUAGAGCAGUGAUUUGUUGACAGGCACACACACACAAACAAUAGGCCCUCUGCUCUGCAGCCAGUUUCAUUAACCAUCUCAUCUCAACAGUCUGAAGCCAUUUGGGCUCUCUAGAAAUCAUUUUUUCAGAUCUCCACCCCCAGUCAUUUGGUGUUGUUCCUAUUUUACUAGUUCUACACCUGUUUUUACUCACAUUUUACUGGCUAAGGUAGCAGCCACGUCUGCUUGAUGAAUGUUUAGCAGUUUCUACAUUAAAUGAACUGAACUUGUCUGUAUCACACCUGUCUCUGUGUUAUCAGCACGUCUAUCAAACGUGGGAAAUGAAAUGAAGGCGCUGUGGAUUGAAUAUUCACUGAUUACAUUUCCUCUUGUUGUGAUGCACAUCUGUUGAUGCUGGCAGUCUUCAUGCUAACAAGUAAUUUUCUUCAUCUUGAGCCAUGAAUACAGAAACCGUUGCACUUUUAGGUCUGGUUUCCCAAACACAAAUUAAACCUAGUCCUGGACUAUGAAGUUCUUUUAAAUGAAGGGUCUCUCCAUUGAGAAUGCUUUUUACACUUGGACUAGGCUUAAUAUGUGUCAGGAAACCAGCUUGUACAGUUUAAAUCAGUGAAAGAGGAGAUUCUAAGUGCAAACAAUGAGGGCAUCGUCACCAUAGAGAUCCUAUAAUUCUAUUGAUUCUAUGUAAUUCUAUGGUCCACACACGUUCAACCCCACUUGCUCCUCAGCCAUGUGUGUUUUUAAAGGUGACCGAGGCAGUAAAUGGCCUAUUUGUCCAAUAAGCAGUGGUGAGUCAGAUAGCCCCUUGAGGAAAAUGGCACCGUGCUGCUCACCUGUGGGGGAAUGUUGUCAGCAGGCGUCUUAACAGCUAUUGAAAAUCCAUUGUCAUUUAUCAAGCUAUCCUAACCAUGGUCGUGGUGGUGCUGGGGCUAAUAUUAGCAUGAACCUAGCCUGCCUCUACAGGUUUGUUAUUUAUCUAGCAAGCUGUGGUAGUGCCGGGGCUAUGUAGCAUGAGGCUAGCCUGCGUCUACCGAUCAACCGGUCCCUCACAGACAGGAUGAGGCAUAAUUUCUAGGUUUAGCUGUAAUCGCUGCUGCAAUCCCACCGUGAGAGAGAAAUAGCCAUAAUGGGGUUUUGGCUUUGAGCUAGAAUGGCAAAACGAGUUAAAAAAUCAAGAUUUAAUCAAAAUGUACUUAAGGGAGAAUUUCGUCUCAUACUGUGCAUUUCCAAUAUAACGAGGAUUCCUUCUUCCAAUGUUACAUGUAUUGAUUGUGCCUGUCUUCCCAAUGCCUUUGUAUGUGUAGCUGGAGGCCCCUGGGAGCCUCCUGGGACCGGAGCAGGCCCUCAACUCCACCCUGCUGGACGACCGGGAGCGUCGUAUCUCCCACUCCCUGUACGGAGGCAUAGAGGGCCUGGACGACAACCUGAUGCCACAGCAGACCCUAAUGGGCAGAAUGAUGGGUGAGUCAGGUCCCCCCAAUACCUUCUCACACCCUUAUUGCUGGGUUAACACCAGAUAUUGUCAUUCACACAUCACACUCUACAAACUGUAAACUAACAGUGUUGAUAAGAUCCAAUUUACACCUGAGCCAAGCUGAGAUGCUGUGUUGUUACUUAAAAAACAAGGCCAAUUAAUUAAAACUGAGAACUAAUAGGACACAAUUUCUGAUUAUUCGUUCGGCUAAAAAAGUAUUCACUUCUAACCAUGUAUAAUACUAGAGGGCAAUUCCACUGUAACGGUGACACUGAGACUCAGAUUUUUGACUUAAAAAUUUCAAACAAAAACCGAUGAUUGCAAAGUUAAACAAACCAUACAUCUCUAUGCACAAUGACUGCUUUUAACAAUUUCCGCAGACAAUUUUACAAAAACGUAUUUACUUGAAGAACAGUGCAGAUGCAAAGUUUGGUAACAGAAUGACCGUUUGUGCUGUUUAUGCCUUCAUUCUGUUACCAAGCUGGGUGGACUGGAAUAGUUGCACCAGUAUCUCCUGUUGUAACAUCUGGCCUAGCGGUUGGUUGGCUGGCUGGUAUCUAUAUCCUAUGAUUGAUUUAAUCUAUGUGGCGCAUUUAAAAUCUGUGUCCUCCCAUCAAACUGCCUGCCACCCUGUCUGUCUGUCAGCCCUCUCUCACAAACACACACACACACACACACACACACACACACACACAGUACGGACACACACAGUACGGACACACACACCACAAACAGUAUGGUCACACACACAGUACUGGUCCUCUCUUUCAGGGUCAGCCUGAGGCGCUGACAGAACAGGCAGACUCCAAACAGAGAGCUCAGGGAUUCACAGAGCACACACACACACACACCAUUGAAUCAAUCAGAAGGUCUGCGCUGCACCAUACAAGGGCCCCUGAGCUGUAAAUUGUCUGACCUUUUCCCUUACAUUUUCCGAGACAUUAAGAUCCGCUGAAAGUUGAAUGGAAACUCACAGCACAGUCUGUUACUCCAUUUCCUGUGUUGACAAACCUGGUGGUCGCAGAUCAUAUAAUCCACUGUAAACACACACAUUGGGGGCUGCAGGGACAUGUACUACUAUAUCUAUUGGAGUAGCCCUAAACUUAUGUUCUUAAAGGAAAGGUUCACCCAUUUUGAACGUUAUAUUGUUUUUGUGCAUCUCUGAGUGAUGUUCUAUUAAUUCCCUGGGUCAUUUCAUGUUUUCAUGUGUAUCUGAGUUAUUGGCGUUCAAGCAGGCAGAAAUCCGGCCGGUAUGAUGUAGCACUGUGAUAAAGUCGCUCUCACAACACUGCAAGUUAAUAGGAAUACGACUUUCAGAUCGCAAAAACGUCUAUCAUACACGUCAGAUUUCAAUACUGGCCGAUGUCAUAACUCGGGAGGAUGUCUUCUGUCGAAUGAGCUAUUGAUCAUAUUUUUUGCGAUAUUCCUACCUCGAGAAACAUUUAUUUAAUGGAGGGUCUAGCACAUUUUUCCUAUUUGUCUGCCUCUUUAGUCCAGGAUGCAUUGCAUGGUGCCGUUGCCAGAGAUAUUAUAGAAAGGAGAUAGGAAUCCAAUGAAUGAAGGAACGUAUAACGCCCCACCUAGCAGACUGUCGACCAAUAGUGUUCACUUUGUCAUGCUGCGUCACGCGGUUGCUACGCUAAUCGUCAUGCAAUCCCUUCUCAAAGUCAGUGUAUAUGUCGAAAAACUUGCCUAUUUUCCUUGAAAGUACGUGAUGUCACGAUUCCAAAUCUAUACCAUAUUACAUAUAGCAAGUUAAUUAUCUCACAUCUCGGAAAAGAUUUGUAAUGUUGUACUUCUUGUUGACAAAAUUUGUGCUAAUGUUGGGUUUUUGAGCUAGCGCCCAAUAGACUCUCAUUCACUCCUUGAAGGAGAGUGGUCCUUGUACCAGAAUUGCCCAGAAUGCACAGUGCGGCCCAUUGACGUAGCAUGGGCAACGUUUCCCAUCUCCUCAAAAGUAUAUCUGCUGUUGGUAAUGUUAGACUCCACUCUGUUAGGCACGUCGAUCUGCAGGUUGAACAUAGUGAGAUUGUAGACUCCUAAAUUGAUAGUGCGGUUUGUUUAUGCAAUUUUACAGCUAACCAGCUACUUUACAUGCUCAUAUUGUCGUUGGUAUUAUUGUGUGUAGCUACGUUUGCUAGCUAGCUAGCCAGCCAGUCCAUACAGAGAGCAUUGCAUUGUGGAUUUUGUAGUCGACUUGAGCUGCAACAGAUUUCCACAACGAUUUUCCAUGUUGCUACCAACCUUAUUAUAACAGCAAAAUGAAACAUUUGUUCACAAAAAAUAUUGUUCUCACUUAUUAUUGUUAUUUAUUAUUAUUUUUUUAAUUAAAAAAUUUAAAAAUACCACUGUAAAUUAAAGGAAUGGAUGGUUUGGGGUGGAUUUUUCCUUUAACGUUGCCAUCUCGCUCAUACUGUAUGAGACCUAUUAAUAGUUUAAAUUACACCACUGUGCGUCCACUGGAUAUCUAUGUACUGAUACAGUGUAAUAUAUCCUAAGCAGGAUUGUUGCACUGUAAGCCCAUUUUAACGUCUGAGAACAAGACAGAAGAUAGGAUUUUCUUCAACUGACCUGAGUUGAGUCUUUAGAAGAGACAGAGCAUAUAACUCUUGACAUUACAGGACUAACGUAUUGCCAAAUGUUCAUCCUGACCCAUUAACCUCUACAGGAUCGUGUCCCGUAUAUGGGAAGGUUGAGCUCACAUGCGCUAAUGUGAUUAGCAUGAAUGUUGUAAGCAACAGCAAACUUUGUCUUAUGUGGGCAGAAAGCUUAAAUUAUUGUUAAUCUAACUGCACUGUCCAAUUUACAGUAGCUAUUACAGUGAAAAAAUACCAUGCUAUUGUUUGAGGAGAGUGCACAACAACAAAAAACGUAUCACGGCAACUGGUUUGAAUAAAUAAUUAAUAUGAUUUAGCAGACGCUUUAUCAAUGGACUUACAGUCAUUGCGUGCUACUUUUGUUGUGGGUCCCGGGAUCGAACCACUACCUGGCGUACAAGCGCGUGCUUCCAUGACUACAGAGAUCCACAAUUCACACUCUGAGGUAAAUAAUGUUUCUUACAUUGAACCUCUGCUCUGUGUCACAUGCUAACGGUCCAGUAUAAAAUGUAGCAUAGUUUUGUUUGAUAAAAUCAAUAUUUAUAUUCAAAUUUAGGAACUGGGUUCUACAGUUUGAACCCUUGCUGUCUCUGGCUCCACACCCACCCCGCCAGCCAUCUAGAUGUGUGAAAGUUAGUGUAUAAGCUAAUGAUCCAUCAUGUAUGACAUUCCUGCGAGUGUGUAAACUUACAUUUUGUAUUACCAUAUCAUUUUUGUAUGUUCUCUAUAGUUAUGUACUUGAAAAUGUAUCAAUUGACCAAUUCGGCACAUUUGGGCAGACUUGAUACAAAAUAGUCCAGUAUUGCAAUGCUUCACUGGAUCAAUCUGUGAAACUUUGCACACACACUGCUGCCAUCUAGUGGCCAGAAUCUAAAUUGAUGAAAAAAUAUGAAAAAAAUCAAUAAAUAGAAAACACAUGUUUUUUUGUUUGUACUAUCUUUUACCAGAUCUAAUGUGUUAUAUUCUCCUACAUUAAUUUCACAUUUCCACAAACAUCAAAGUGUUUCCUUUCAAAUGGUAUCAAGAUAAUGCACAUCCUUGCUUCAGGUCCUGAGCUACAGGCAUUUAGAUUUGGGUAUGUCAUUUUAGGCGAAAAUUGGGAAAAAAAAGGGUCCGAUCCUUAAGAGGUUAAACAACAGCCUGGCUUUGGAGGUUUACAUGUCAUAGAUUUUCAUCUCAGUUGUGUGCCUCACUUGUGGGCCUUAAAUUGAGUCAUUGACUUUGACUUUGGUUCAUAGCAAGGCUUAUUUAGCUAAGCUUAUUUCUCCAUAUGUCUUGCCAGGCCUAGAGUUAGGAAUUGUCAGUGUUGCUUUGUGUCAAUGUCAGAUUGGAAGUGGUUGGAAUAGAGUAAAAGCUCUUUAUAAACCAGUAUUUAAUUAACUGGAAUUGUUUAAUAGAGAUGGGAUGAAGGACAAUGUUUGUCUCAUGGUACACUAUUCCCCACAUAGUAGUAGUUCAGUAGUAGUCUAUGGGCCAGGAGAGACUGUGAUGUGUUCAGGUUAUAGACAAAAAAGUCAGACUGGGCGGCAUGAAUACGUGUGGACUAGCUAGUUUAAAAAACAUAUUGCGUCCAAAAUUCUAAACUGAAUGAACACAUACAUCACUUUGUACCUCAACACUUCUAAGCUAGACUUGGUGAUGUUGCUAAAUAUAUCCUGAGAAUACAAUGGCAAAAUUAGUUAGUUGUAUUGUUUUAGUUAAGACUUAACACCCGGUUUGGCUUUGCCUGAUUUCUCGGAUCAUUUUCCCAUUGUUGUGCAGGCCUAUCCCACUGCUAUGACGAUUAGAGGAUAAGAGAUUUCUUGAGUUAAUUAUUCUCUUCUUCAGGCAACGGCUCGUUCGUCAAGAUGUCGACCGAAGGCAAUUUCCCUGCUUAUGCUAAUUAUGCAGAUGGACUUGGACAGUGGCAAAAUAAAACCCUCCUUCUCCUGCAUCCCCCGCCCAAUUAUUCUCACCUCCCGACUCCAUCUCCCAUUUAAUCUGGCCUGCCAUUCCUCCCACCUCUCAGCUAUUAAAUCCUGCUCCUCUUCAGUAUUCACCGGUAUGUUGCCUCAUAAAGUCUCUGAUAAUUGCUUUUACUGAAGACGAGACAAUUCUGUAAAAACGCUGCGAUGAUUGUUAUUUUGUCCCGAUGUCUGAUUGUAUUAGGGCUACUGUAAACUGCAAUGAAAGUGUUCUAAAUAAAUCUCACUCUGUCAGGUGCUUUGAGUUCUGCUCACCAUUGUUGUUGGUAAAAGAGUGCCUUGGAUUGGUCCACAUAAAUAUGUGUGAGUCUCAAACGCCAACCUAUUCCCUAUGUAGUGCACUACUUUUGACCAGGGCCCAUAGGGUAGUAGUGGGAAUGGGGUGCCGUUUGGGACCCAUACUAACAUUCUUACAUAUGGAUGAAUGCCUGCCCAAAAAGUUGAUUGCUUCUAGAAAAAUGCAUGAACAGAAGUAGAUUUAUUCAUUGGGCUACUCGGUGCCUGCCAUCUUCAUUCCUACUCCCCUACAGUCGCAUUUCCUUACAGAACCAUAGAACCAUUCUCAGUGUACAUUGGAUCUGCUAAGGCAGUGGUUCUCAAACCUCUCCUCGGGACCCCCAGAAGUUCUAUGUAUUUGAUCUAUUCUAGAGCUAGUACACCUGAUUCAACUUGUCAACUAUUCAUCAAGCCCUUGACUAGGUGAAUCAGGUGAGCUAGUGCAGGACUACAACAAAGUUGUGAAACGUCUGGGGGUCCCCGAGGAAAGGUUUUAGAACCACUGCCUUAGAAGACCAUGUACACUGGGCUUUAUGGCUCACACACACCAGAGUUCCCCGAAAAGACACGCGCACACCACACACACACACACACAGCAGGGAUAGAGACGACAGGAACAACAACAUUCUGAAUUUACAAACACACACACACACACACACACACACACACACACACUGUCCCUCUGCUCUAUUUACAUUUUAGUCAUUUAGAAGACACUCUUAUCCAGAACGACUUACAGGAGCAAUUACGGUUAAGUGCCUUGCUCAGGGGCACAUUGACAGAUUUUUCACCUAGUCAGCUCAGGGAUUCGAACCAGCGACCUUUUGGUUACUAUUGAGACCGGUCAGUCUCUGAACUUUCAGCACACUGCUAUUCAUCCAUCCAGCCAUGCUAGCUGGCCGGGCAGUGUGGAACUGUGGAUGUAUUUGGUAUCACAAAGAUGUUCAGUGUGAAAGGAUACGAGAAAUAAACACUAACCCUGACUCAAGACCUCACGUCCCUGGUGGAAAGUCCUGUUCCCCUGCCAUGAGACCCAAACAGAUUCCUAACACAAAUAAACGUUUCUCUCUGUCAUUGUGGAGGGCUAUUAUACAGCAUGGAAACCACCCUUCUUCAGAUACUCAGUUACCCACAAAGACAGAUUAAGGAUAGCGUCAUGCAUUGCAUAGCAAUGUGUUUUUAAAUCCCUCUAUUGGACACAGAAAGGGGAAGGUUUUUUGCCUGGCUCGGUGAGCGUGCCAAAGAAAAUAGUUUUAUCUUUUUCACAAUGCUCAGCUUGCAUUAAGCACACUAUAAUAACACUUGACAAUGUCAUGCCAGAUGCUGCCAAACACAGCAUGGUGGUUUAACUAGGAACUAAUUGAGAAUUUCACUCUGGGUCUGCUUUUAAAUUAAAACAUGUAUUGUGGUAAAUGUGUUGUUAUAUCAAAUAAUUAAAUGUCCAAUGAAUAUCAAAUGAAAGCUUUAAAUGUGUUUAUUGUGUAAUGUAUAUCAAAGCCUUUCUCCUCCAUGUUGUCCUACAGGUAACUACCAGCUUUCCCCUACGGUCAACAUGCCCCAGGACGACACAGUCAUCAUCCAAGACGAUAGGCUGCCUGAACUUCCUGCCCACCUCUCUGACCAAUCGUCUUCCAGCUCCCAUGACGACGUGGGGUUCCACGUGGAGGUCCCUCCCCCCUGGGCUAAAGAGAUUCAAAUUCAGAAUGAGAGGUGAGGCUAUCGUCCCAAAUGGCUCCCUACAUAGUGCACUACUUUUGACCAGAGCCCUAUGGUCCCGGGUCAAAAGUAGUGCACUACAUAGGGAGUAGGGUGCCAUUUGGGGGACAGUUAAGCACUGGCUUGGUAACCUUCUGUUACCUCCCUGUCAAACACACAUUUCAUCUCCACGAACACCGCAGAGGGUUUCUGUGUUUAUUACAUUUACAUUUUAGUCAUUUAGCAGACGCUCUUACCAACUGUUAGUGUCAGACUUAACAUUCCUUUUGAUAAUCGGGACCAUGUUUUGCUAAGGUUUCGCAAUGGAAUGCUAGUAUUAUUUCAGUUGUAGCAAAUUAGACCUAGUACUGUGUAUUCAAAAGAUUCCACCCUUUUUUUCUACACUGAACCAGCUAGAAAUACACUGUAGGUCUAGAUCUUUUUCUUUAUACUGUAUGUUGAAACAUAAGGUCAAUGUGUCUCUCUAUGUUUGCUGAAUCCGUCUGAUUUUGAACGGAAAAUCAGGGACACCUACCUGCUGCCCACUUAACUGGGACUGUAUCCCAAAUGACACCAUUUUCCCUAUAUAGUGCACUACCAGAGCCCAAUGGCCCUGGUCAAAAGUAGUCCUGUAAAUACAGUGGGGGAAAAAAGUAUUUAGUCAGCCACCAAUUGUGCAAGUUCUCCCACUUAAAAAGAUGAGAGAGGCCUGUAAUUCUCAUCAUAGGUACACGUCAACAUGACCAGACAAAAUGAGGAAAAAAAAAAACCAGAAAACACCAUGUAGGAUUGUUUAAUGAAUUAUCUGCAAAUUAUGGUGGAAAAUAAGUAUUGGGUCAAUAACAAAUGUUUAAUACUUUGUUAUAUACCCGUUGUUUGCAAGACACAGGUCAAACGUUUUCUGUAAGUCUUCACAGUUUUUCACACACUGUUGCCUGUAUUUUGGCCCAUUCCUCCUCGUCGAUCUCCUCUAGAGCAGUGAUUUUUGGGCUUUUGCUGGCAACACGGACUUUCCAACUCCCUCCAAAGAUUUUCUAUGGGGUUAGAUCUUGGAGACUGGCCUAGGCCACUCCAGGACCUUAAUGCUUCUACGAAGCCACUCCUUCUUGCCCAAGGCCGGUGUGUUUUGGGAUCAUUGUCAUGCUGAAAGACCCAGCCACGUUUCAUCUUCAAUGCCCUUGCUGAUGGAAGGAGGUUUUCACUAAAAAUCUCACGAUACAUGGCCCCAUUCAUUCUUUCCUUUACACGGAUCAGUCAUCCUGGUCCCUUUGCAGAAAAACAGCCCCAAAGCAUGAUGUUUCCACCCCCAUGCUUCACAGUAGGUAUGGUGUUAUUUGGAUGCAACUCAGCAUUCUUUGUCCUCCAAACACGACGAGUUGAGUUUUUACCAAAAAGUUCUAUUUUGGUUUCAUCUGACCAUAUGACAUUCUCCCAAUCCUCUUCUGGAUCAUCCAAAUGCACUCUAGCAAACUUCAGACGGGCCUGGACAUGUACUGGCUUAAGCAGGGGGACACGUCUGGCACUGGAGGAUUUGAGUCCCUGGCGGCGUAGUGUGUUACUGAUGGUAGGCUUUGUUACUUUGGUCCCAGCUCUCUGCAGGUCAUUCACUAGGUCCCCCCGUGUGGUUCUGGGAUUUUUGCUCACCGUUCUUGUGAUCAUUUUGACCCCACGGGGUGAGAUCUUGCGUGGAGCCCCAGAUCGAGGGAGAUUAUCAGUGGUCUUGUAUGUCUUCCAUUUCCUAAUAAUUGCUCCCACAGUUGAUUUCUUCAAACCAAGCUGCUUACCUAUUGCAGAUUCAGUCUUCCCAGCCUGGUGCAGGUCUACAAUUUUGUUUCUGGUGUCCGUUGACAGCUCUUUGGUCUUGGCCAUAGUGGAGUUUGGAGUGUGACUGUUUGAGGUUGUGGACAGGUGUCUUUUAUACUGAUAACAAGUUCAAACAGGUGCCAUUAAUACAGGUAACGAGUGGAGGACAGAGGAGCCUCUUAAAGAAGAAGUUACAGGUCUGUGAGAGCCAGAAAUCUUGCUUGUUUGUAGGUGACCAAAUACUUAUUUUCCACCAUAAUUUGCAAAUAAAUUUAUUAAAAAUCCUACAAUGUGAUUUUCUGGAUUUUUUUUCCUCAAUUUGUCUGUCAUAGUUGACGUGUUCCUAUGAUGAAAAUUACAGGCCUAUCUCAUCUUUUUAAGUGGGAGAACUUGCACAAUUGGUGGCUGACUAAAUACGUCAUUUGGGACGUAGCAUUGACCUGAAGGGCUUUUGCCACCCUGUGAUGACGAGGUCCAGUCAGAGUCCUCAUCAGUGGUGCUGGGCUGGUCUGAGUGUGUUGUGAUUGUAACUCGUCCAGCCCAGUCAGAUUAGUCUCUGCUGUAAUCAGAGGCUCCUCAGGGAUGGUCCUGACUCUAGGAGCUGCAGUGGCUUGAUUUGAUGAUUGGAAGAUAUUGAUGAUGAUGGUUUGAUUUGCACUAGAACCACUAGAAUAAUCUCUCUCUGUCCCUCUCUUUUUCUCUCUCUCUCUCUCUCUCUCUCUCUCUCUCUCUCUCUCUCUCUCUCUCUCUCUCUCUCUCUCUCUCUCUCUCUCUCACACUCUCUUUCUCUCUCUCUCUGUCUUUUCUCCUCUCACACACUCACUCUCAUUCUUUGUCUCUGUCUUUGUGUCUCUCUCCAUCACUUCCUUCCCCCCUCUCCUCCUGUAGCACUCUGAGCCCUGAUGACACCGACCCAGAUGGAGCCUUUCAGAGGGAGGGCUUUGGCAGACAGAGUAUGUCAGAGAAACGGACAAAGCAGUUUGGAGAUGCCAGUCAGCUGGAGAUCAUCAAGACACGCAAGUCCAAGAGCAUGGAUCUAGGUACUAACCCAAACAACCACCAUGUCCCUUUCCUCCCUCUCAUUGACUCCCUAUAGGUCAGCCCUGCCUGGAACCAAUGGCACGACGUUAUAGGUUGGUUUACCAGACAGAGAUUUAUGGAAAGGUGGCAUCCUAUGACCCUGAGCUCUUUAGUAAGGCCAUUCUACUGCCAAUGUCUGUCUAUGGAGAUUGCAUGGCUGUGUGCUCGAUUUUAACGGUUGUGGCUGAAAGAAAUAGCCGAAUCCACUAAUUAUGAAGGGUUGUCCACAUACUUUUGUAUAUAUAGUGUACAUACACAUACCCCACUCAUUGUUAAUUGCAUCUAUAAGACUUGCAUUGCACACCCUGAUAUUUGCGGCUUCUACUCUAUGUAAUCUAUGUGUGACGCAUUUCUCUGUCUUUUAUGUGACAUCAAACAGGUUGAUGCACUGGAUCUGCCACACCUCAGAAUAAUGUUUCAGAUGACAUUAGACCAUCCUGAUCGCUUUGGCUCACAGUCAUCUUCCCCCUCACACACCCUAUGGCUGCGUCCCAAAUGGCACCCUGUUCCAUUUAUAUAUAGUGCACUACUUUUGACCAGUGGUGCCCUAUAAAAAGAAUAGGGUGUAAUUUGGGACACAGCCUAUAUCUAAUCUGCUUCUGAUCCCCACUGAAUUACUGUAGUCCUGCACUGUGUUUAUAUCACAAUAGCUCUGAUUGCUAUCCUAAACCCCUCCAUUUCCCUGUUUUUCUGUCUCUGUGUCUCGCAUGGUCUCUGAUUGCCCUUGAAAUUGCCCAAAGAUGUGAUGAUGUACGCACUGUACAGUAACAUUGUUGGAAUGUUUGCAUGUUGAAUGUGCUCACUAACCAAUCCUAAAUGUUUAUUGCCCCCCUUUAACAGUAGCCGACGAGAUUAACCUCACCCCUCGCAAAGAGAACACACCAGGUAAGGAGUGACAUGUCACUGAGGGAGAACGGACACCUCAUCCAUUCCAGUCCCUCCCCACAUUCCAUCCUGCGAAUCCAGACCUGUAGAAUCUACCACCUCACAAUGAGAAGAGAAUAGAAUACAAAGAACCUUGAGACAGUUUGAGGUCAAUGUGGGUGGGAGAAUAUGGACUUGGCAGUGAUUUUUCUUAAGACACGGUAGCACUGCUAAUUGUUCUGUGGAUGGGAAUGUGAGGAGGGAGAGAGAGAUAUAGGAAGAGCGAAAGAGAGCGAUUGAUUGAGAGAGGGAGAGAGCGAGAGAAAGAAAGAAAGAACGCUCUGUCCUUGGCUGGUGCUGCAAACUGACAGCAAGUCAUCCGUCAUUGUCAGCUGUGUGUUUUCACAGCCACCUCUAAAUAGAAGCUCCUUCGAAGGAUGGGAUUUAGCUGAAUGGCACAGUGAAAGCAGGAGAAAGGAAGGGAAACAACAGGAAAUGGAGGCGGUCUGGUAGAACUACUGUACACAUGAAUGAGACUAAAUAUUUCAAUGUCCCUUGUUAGGACACUUUGUUUUCUCCAAACAUUGUCUGAGCAGUCACUAGCAAGAGAGAGAUGCCUGGUUUGCGACCCAAAUUGCACCCUAUUUCCUAUUCAGUGCACUACUUUUGACCAAAGCCCUAUAUAAGGAAUAGGAUUCCAUUUGGGAAGCAGACCCAAACUUUAACGUGGGUGGCCAUGGAUAUGGUGGCAGCUUGGCUGGAAAAUUGAAUAGAUUGCAGCCUGAACAAGCAGUGCUGGUGCCUAUUCAUUUUCAUCAGGCUGUCCUGUCCUCUUAACGUCUCACUGAAGCAGCGGCUGAUGGGCUUUCAUGCAUCAAACUCCAUUCAUUUGGUUUUAGCGUUCAGCCAGCAGCUGCACCGCAUGCUUCCCAGUCACACCUCGGUGGUAGUCUUAAAAAUUACAUUAAUUCAGGCCUCUGACAGACGGCGUGAGUCAAGAACAUCAGGCAGUGGUUUGUUUGAGAAAGAGCUUUGGGAAUUUCAGAUAGUCAGAUCUGGCAACGUCCAGCCUUCUACAUAUCUGCAUUGGCAUGUUUGUUUCAGAUAGUCAGACCUGGCAACCCAGCUCCAACAUAUCUGUACUAGGCAUGUUUGUUUCAGAUACCAGACCUGGCAACCCAGCUCCAACAUAUCUGUACUAGGCAUGUUUGUUUCAUAUAGUCAGACCUGGCAACCCAGCUCCAACAUAUCUGUACUAGGCAUGUUUGUUUCAGAUAGUCAGACCUGGCAACCCAGCUCCAACAUAUCUGUACUAGGCAUGUUUGUACAGACUGCCACCCUAUUCAAGCUGAAGAUAACGCGGGUCGUACAGAGAUCGGCGGUGGUGCCUUAUAAUAAUAAUAAAUACAGGUAUCAAUCACCCUGCAGUCGGGAGGAAGGUCGAACAGGGAAUACCCUGGAAGUGUCCCAAAUAGCACCCUAUAUCUUAUAUAAUGCACUACUUUUGACCAGGGCCCAUGGAACUCUGGUCAAAAGUAGUGCACUAUGUAGGGAAUAGGGUGCCAUUUGAGAUGCUGCCACUGUGUGGCUAUAGGACCCACUGGAGUUGCACAUAUAGGCACGUAACCGACUGGAAACGUCCUGGAAAGUUUGAAGGAAUGACUGUUGCUAUUGGCCAUUAGGGAGCUGUAUACCAGUGGGCAAACAGCCCUGCAUUGCCCUCUACUAACCUAGUGGACAAACAUGUGGAUACAGUCUGUGUCAACAAGGUCCUAUUGCCAAUCAGUGGAUAAGUGUGGCCCAGUGGCCCAGGUUAUUGUGUCCCAUCACUCCCCUCUCGCAGGCUACGUCCAUUCCCUAUAUAGUGCACUACUUUUGACCAGAACUCUAUGGGACAUCACUCCCCCUCCCAGGCUGUCACUGUCAUCAGUUUCCCCAGGAUUUGGGAUUUGUUUUGGGCCUGCUAAAUGGACCAUGCCUCAUUGCUACUUUAGCUGGGAGUGUAUAUUAAAGAAGGAGAGUGUAGCACAGGGGCCGGGUAGAGAGAACCCCUGAAACGCUUAAGAAAAUAGCCUGAAAUCUAUUAGCCUCUAAAAGUUAUUAGGGCGAAAUUGAAUAGGUAUUCUUUCCUAUUUUUUUCCACAAAUUAAAUUGUAGGAGGGUGGUGAUCGUACAAUGUACAAAACUAUUUUUUAUAUAUAUAUUUUGUGGAUGUCAUUUUACAGACAGGUAAAUAAAGUACAUGUGUGCCUCUUCUUUGCCAAGUCUUAAACUGGAGGCUAGAAACAACAGGUCUGCAUCCCAAAUGGCACCCUAUUCCCUAUAUAAAGCACUACUAGUACUAGCACCCUGGGUCUCUUGUUUACCCAGUCCCCCAGUAGCUCUGCUACAGUAUACUUUGUGGAUUAGAGGGAGAGAGAGUCUGCUGGGCUGUUCCCCUGAAGUAAUCCAUCCCUCUCUCUGUUUGCAUCCCAAAUGCCACCCUAUUCCGUAUAUAGUGCACUACUUUUAUAUGGGCCCUGGUCAAAAGUAGUGCACUACAUAGGCAAUAGGGUGCCAUUUGAGCCGCAUCCUCUCUACACCUCCCUACCACUCUACCUUUAUUUCUCUACAAUACCCCCUCAACCUGUGAGUGAUGAAGAGAUGUACUGUACACCUACAGGGGUUUUCAACUCUUACCCUACGAGGUCCGGAGCCUGCUGGUUUUCUGUUCUACCUGAUAAUUAAUUGCACCCACCAGUCCCUGAUUAGAGUGGAAGAAUGAAAAAAAUCUUUGAGGUCCAGAUUUGAAUUUGAGGGACCUACUCUUAUCUAGGCUUUAGCCAAAACACUAUCAUUGUAAAGGUUUAUCCCCUUUUUUCUCAAUGCAACAUAACCCAUUUGGUUACAUGUUACACAGUGUGAGCUCCAUCCAAGUUUUCAUUACAACUCACAGGUAGUAAAGUAAAAUAACAAAAUGCUUUAGUUAAACACAGCCCUGUAUUUAAAAAAUACAAAAGCUCCUUUAGUUCACUCACAGCUUUAUCAAUUAACUACGUUUUGAUACUGUUGCUCCUCCCUAGGGUCUUCCACCAGGGACGUGGGUCCUUCCCUAGGCCUCAAGAAGUCCAGCUCUCUAGAGAGUUUACAGACAGCCGUUGCCGAGGUAACACUGAACGGUGACAUGCCCUUCCACAGGCCACGCCCACGCAUCAUCAGGGGGCGGGGCUGCAACGAGAGCUUCCGGGCCGCCAUCGACAAGUCAUACGACAGGCCAGGCGCUACAGAGGAGGACGAUGAGGACAUGGAGACAUGUAAGAUAGACUUCUAUUGGACAGAUCUCCAUAAGAUAGACUUCUAUUGGACAGAUCUCAGUAAGAUAGACAUCUCUUGGACAGAUCUUAGUUCAGGAGACAUGUAAGAUAUAAUUAUAUUGGAUAGAAAUCUUAGCUAACCAAGGCCAAAUACUUUCACACAUACAUACUGUAUCUUCCAUUGAUAUCUACACACAAUUAAUGGUAAAGUUCAAGUUACCUGUGCGUAUUAAAGGUCAGGAUUCAAGAUCAAAUAUUCAAAGACCAUUUCUUCUUUAAAGAUUCCGCCAAUAUAAAACAUUCUGUUACUGUCUGUCCAGUGGAGGAGGACACCGAGGAGAGCUCUCGGUCCGGGCGCGACUCUGUGUCCACCGUGGCAGACCUGACCCCACUACCCAACACAGAGAGACCGCUGGUCAAUGGCAACCACACCAAUGAAGACAAGAAGAAGGAUAAGGGAGGGAAUGAUAAAAAGAAACAGAGGGACAAAGAGAAGGACAGCAAGAACAAGGCUAAGAAAGGCAUGCUAAAAGGCCUGGGAGACAUGUUCAGGUAGGACGCAUGGACGCACACACUCACUCUCCAUCCUCCUUUACCGGUGUUUUACCCACCAUUAUAAGUGGGUACUGGGAUCAUGCCUUUCAUCUGAUUGUCUGAGAUGGUCUCUGAUUGUCUGAGAUGGUCUCUGAUUGUCUGGGAUGCUCUCUGAGCUGUCCGAGAUGGUCUCUGAUUGUCUGGGAUGCUCUCUGAGCUGUCCGAGAUGGUCUCUGAUUGUCUGGGAUGCUCUCUGAGCUGUCCGAGAUGGUCUCUGAUUGUCUGGGAUGGUCUCUGAUUGUCUGAGAUGCUCUCUGGGGUGUCUGGGAUGCUCUCUGGGGUGUCUGGGAUGCUCUCUGGGGUGUCUGGGAUGCCAAUGAUCAGAUAUUCCUAGUGGUUUUGAAAAGGCUAUGUCCCAAAUAGCAUCCUAUUCCCUAUAUAUAGUGCACUACUUAUUUAGUAAAAGUAGUGUACUAAAUAGGGAAUAGGGUGCUAUCGUGGUUCUGACAGAGAGAAUGCCGACAGUGUAAAAUAAUGAGAUCCAGUGCGAAGGAGAAGGAGCUCCUGGCAGACAUGCAGAUCAGAUGUGUUUGGCCUAAAGAGGUGUGUGUGUUAUUGUGUUUGGCCUUAAGAGGUGUGUGUGUUUGGCCUAAAGGUUGCUGGAAGCUGGAAUAAUUUGGCUGCUAUAAUCGCAGGGAACUGUAGAAUCAUUAUGCAGUUGUUCUCCCAUUGACACGAGCACUGUCAGUAGUUACACACGCAAGUAUACACACACAUACAUACAUACAUACACACACACACACUACACACUUUAAUCAAGCCCAGAUAAAGUAUUUGAAAUACUAUUUAAACCCAGGUCUUGUUGGAGUGUGUCGCAGAGACAGAGGCUAGUCAGAGCUGACCCUCUCAGCUCUCUGGGCACCACACACACGCACACACACAUUCAUACACACUGCAGCCCAAUCAAAGCCUCAUUACCAUCAAAGCACCAUAAGACCACAGAAGCCUCCCUCUCCUACUAUACACCAAUCACCACUUGGACUCAAAGCAACACCCAAUCUGCUCGCUUGGCAGCCUCCUCAAAAUGGCCACUGCCCAGACACACACUAACACACACACGUGGCAGCAUCAGUACGGUUGGUUUUUCAAUGCUACGGUAUAGUGAAGUGAAGAACUGUAGUACUGUAACUCAUGAAUGUCUCGAGCUGUGCUAGAGUCAGUGAAACUGUCAAGCCAGACCUUAUCAGGUCAAGAUGAAUUUGAUAUGCAUCUGUUACGUGAUUGCAAUGCAUCCUGUCUGUCCAUCUCAUAUCUAUGUGGUUUGAUUUUAAACCGUCGUGGCUUAUCGUCAUCUUCUCAUGGACAGUCUUUAUCUGAGAAAAUAACUCUACCGCAAAUAUUUAAAGCAAUGCAGUCUCUCUUUCUCUCUCUCUCCCUUUCUCUCUCGCUCUCUCUUUCUCUCUCUCUCGCUCUCUCUUGCUCUCUCUCUCUCUCUCUCUCUCUCUGUGUUAUGACACUUUCUCAACAGAGCCAUUGAACUUGAAGUCUCAAGUCGCCUGCUUCUUUAACUAAAAUAUAUCUUGUAAAUUCCCAUCUUAUCAUUGGUGUGGAACUCAUAAGCAGAUAAAUUAUAAGGGUUCUGUGUACAGAAUAUGAAAUGCCCUUCUGUCAUGAUGAAUGUCCUACUCGUCUCAGAAAGUUUCACUAGUUCCUCCUAUCAUAAAUCUCCAGUGUGUCUGAAGGAGACUGUGGCUGUGUCCCAAAUGGCAGCCUAUUCCCUAUAUACAUAGGGGCUCUGGUCUAAAGUAGUGCACUAUAAAGGGAAUAGGGUGCCAUUUGGGAGUCCCAAUAAAAUUGGGACGUGGCUGGUGUUUAAGGAGACUUAAUGGAAUCCACUGGAGUGUAAAGAGAAACUGUCACCCGCUGUCUCUGUGAUAGAUAGGACUGCUCUUCAUAUUAACACCUACACAUCACUGUCAACGACUUUAUGCUACAUUUGAGGCCAUUUGUUGAUCAAUUAAUCAGGUAAUAGACCUCCCCCUGCUGUAUUUCACUCUCAUCCCUGUCUCUCGCUCUGUCUCCUUUCAUUAUCUCUCACACUUACUCUCUCGCUCUCUAUUGAACUCGGAGAGACUCUGCAUGCCAAUUUCCCUCUGAAUAAGCCUUGGCAAACUCAGUCAAGUAGAAUGAAAAAGUUGAGAGCUAAACAUUUGAUGGAGUUUUUGUCAGAAGAGAGUUGGAGAGAAUGGCAGAGUUGAUCACCAUUAGUAGUUUACUAGUUAUUGUCUCUGGGGGAACUGUUUGAAUGCGUCCCAAAUGGCAUCCUAUUCUCUAUAAAGUGUCCUACUUUUAACCAUGUCCGAUAGGGCUCUGGUCAAAAGUAGUGCAUUAGGGAAUAGGGUGCCAUUUGGGAUGCACCCUUAGAAAUACCCAAAUUGAAGCCAUUUCGGUAAAAUUGUUUGUCUGCUGCCCCUAAUUAUAUUUCAGGUUUGGUAAACAUCGCAAGGACGGAGAGAAAAUAGAGCGUAAAGGAUCAAGCAAGUGGAGGCCAGAGGAGCUACAAGCCUCAGAGGAAGAAACACUGAGGAUGAGGCUGGAGCAGGAG
Molecule: messenger RNA, 22591 nt
Organism: Coregonus sp. 'balchen'
Lineage: Eukaryota; Metazoa; Chordata; Actinopteri; Salmoniformes; Salmonidae
Source: the annotation of a GenBank genome assembly